AUGACAUCAAGAUAUAGAGUGGAGUAUGCUCUUAAGAGCCAUAGAAGAGACGAGUUCAUUGAGUGGAUCAAGGGUCUUUUGGCAGUUCCAUUUGUAUUACAUGCCGAUGUUAACAAUUAUGGUGACGAGAUCAGUCCAAUUUACAACGAUUUUGAAAAAUACGAAAAGUAUAUCGAAUCCAAUGAGGAAGAAAUUGCCAAAGAAUGCCAAAAACGGUAUUUAGAGAUAUUUGGAGAUGUUGAGUUAUUAAUUGAUAAUACCAUAUUACUUGAUAGACUAGAAAUUGAGAAGGGAUCUGGUCAAGUAUCAGCUAGUAGAUUACGACAAGUAGUACCGUCAGUUGGGAGGUUUUAUACUAGAUUGCCAUUGAGAAAAGCAUUUUUAAUUGAAGAUGACAGAAAACAAAUAUCAAAGAGAAGAUUGGUAAGUCCAAGUUUUAAUGAUAUUAGAUCGAUUUUAAGUACUGCUCAAAUACUUGCAUUAAGUAAAAUUUAUAAAAAUGGAGACGUUUCAGGUACAAAAUUGAAAUUGAUUACAUUUGACGGGGAUGUGACCCUAUAUGACGAUGGAAAAUCAUUAUCAACUGGUAAUGAACCGGUGGUUAAAAGAUUACUUAAGCUACUUGAGUUAGACAUUUUUGUUGCAAUUGUUACUGCUGCCGGGUAUCCCGGCCAGGAAGGAGUACCAAAGUACUACGAAAGAUUGAAAGGUUUAAUAGAUGCAGUAACUGAGUCAAAAGUAUUGAGUCCGCAUCAAAAGGAAAACUUUUUGGUUAUGGGAGGAGAAUCCAAUUACUUAUUUCGUUAUAACAAUGAAAUGAAGAAUUUAAAGUUUAUCGAAGGUGAUGAGUGGUAUUUAUCAGUUAUGGAGAAUUGGAGUAAAGAUAAAAUUAACUUUAUUAUGAAUUUAAUCCACAGACAUUUGAUUCACCUUCGUAGAAAAUUUAAUUUAGAUUCUGACGAAAAGACUACAAUUAUAAAGAAAGAAAGAUCGAUCGGAAUUAUACCAGCACCCGGUUUUGAAAUUAGUCGUGAACAAUUAGAAGAAAUUGUCUUAUCGUGUUCUUUAAAAUUGACCGAGAUUUCUAAUAAGUACGAUCAUAAUUUAAUACCAAUCCAAUUGCGCAAGAAAAGCGAUUCUGGAGUCCCGACUACUAGCAUUGAUUCACAACCGGAAAAUGAAGGAUCCAAAAUCAAUUUCUGUGCUUUUAACGGGGGCAGAGAUGUUUGGGUCGAUGUUGGUGAUAAAAGUCUCGGAGUUGAAUGUUUGCAAAAAUAUUUAUGCAAAGACGAAAAGUAUAAUCACAUUUGUCCAAUUCAAAAAAGUGAAAGUUUGCACAUCGGGGAUCAAUUUGCUUCAUUGGGUGCAAACGAUUUCAAAGCAAGAUUGAGUGCCUGUACGGUUUGGAUUGCAAAUCCUAAAGAAACGGUUGCCAUCCUAGAUGAUUUACUCCAUGAAAUUGGAGUAUCUUUAUAA
Messenger RNA from Hyphopichia burtonii NRRL Y-1933, 1476 nucleotides. It is a transcript of the gene ISN1, whose product is annotated as IMP 5'-nucleotidase. The record is from RefSeq and is a predicted model, not a curated record. Gene Ontology annotation, biological process: nicotinamide riboside biosynthetic process; nicotinic acid riboside biosynthetic process; nucleotide metabolic process. Lineage: Eukaryota; Fungi; Ascomycota; Pichiomycetes; Serinales; Debaryomycetaceae. The coding region runs from base 1 to 1476 and encodes 491 amino acids. Gene Ontology annotation, molecular function: magnesium ion binding. The transcript has a single exon.